This is a messenger RNA of Caenorhabditis auriculariae, 10081 nucleotides long. The record is from the annotation of a GenBank genome assembly. NCBI's taxonomy places the organism in Eukaryota, Metazoa, Nematoda, Chromadorea, Rhabditida, Rhabditidae.
AUGCGGCUAUCGAUUGCAAUCAGCCUCAUUUGUGCAGCUCACUUGCUCACAACAGGUAAUGAGGGUCUUUAAGUUCAAUUGAGCUUCAUAGAUGGUCAGAACUAAGGGUUUGACUAGGGUACUGUCUGCUUGGACGUUUGCUCGAUUUGAAUUUUUAAUCUUUUCAUGGUCUUGAGUUAACAAAAACUAAAACCUUGGUCCGGAUGAAGCUUAGGAGCUGUAGUAUAUUUUGAAUUUGCAGUUAAAGUCUGCUGGUUGCCUCUUCAAGAUCUUGAGUUGACUGAAGCUUUAGCUUGGCUCAAAAAUAGAGAUUAGGCUUUGGAGUUCUUUGGAGUCGGUUCGGCAGUACUUUUAAAAGCCUGCUGUUUGCUUUUUCAAUGCCUAGAGUUUGGGAUGUAGUCUCUUCAGAGGUCGCCUUGAAAAAUCGAAUCUACAACAUUUUAACCUACUUGAAGCUCUAGAAAUGAUUAUUUUGCCUAGAUUUUGUAGUAGUUUGUUUGAAAAGCUCCUGGUUCAAUUUAUUUUCAGAAGUUUUUAAUUUCUUGAGCUGGAGGUCUAACGGUAGAUCAAAGUUAUAAAGCUUAGGCGUAUGAGUUGAAAUAUAGUCUGUCCUGGCUUAAAUCAAAAGUUUCAGUUUGCUGAGUUUUCGAGAAUUUUGUCAGGAGUGUUAGAUACAGUAAAUGUUUGUAAAGACACUGGGGAAAUUCAAAAAAAUUUAUCAUAGCGAGCUCUAGACUGCUGGUGUGUUUGAGCCUUUCGUUCAUAUUUCAAUAGUUUUAAACGAUACCUUGGCUUUUCGAAACUGUAUGGUAGCUAUCCGUGACUGAAUCCUAUUUUUGACUUUUUCGAGGGAGUUCGAGCCAGCGACCUUUUCUCCGUCUGACAAAAGCCUUGCCGACUGAGCUAAGAUUCCCGAUUAUUUAAAGUACGUGUCCUAGCGUCCACUAAGCAGAGAUCCAUCAUAGUCCCAGAAGAACUUUGACCUAUCCUCUACAAAAAAGGAAAGCUCAAGGUUGGACGGUUGGAAAAGAGAAAAAAAAAGUCGAAGCUCCUCGGGCCAAUUACGUCGACUGCGGCCCAUUCAAGUCACAUCCAAUUUGGCGCCGUUCUUUUUCGGUCGGAUGAGUUCGAUCCACUCAAUUUCCUUUUUCUCGGAGGCAGCAAAAGGAAAAAAAAAUGAGAAUGGUCUGUAAUAAUUGAUCGAAGCUGGCUUGUGUACGUUUCAUGGAUGCUUUAUUUCGAACAAUGAAGUUUAUGAAUCGUUAGCGAGGAAUGAACUGGUUUUUUGAAGAAAAAUUGAGACGAGCUUCAAGAAAAUUAUAAAGGAUAAUGGUUUCAAAUCUAAAACUACCUGGAAUUAUUGAAGUCGCGCGAGCAAGGUUUCGCGGCGAAAAGCCUUUUCUAUUGUUAAUUUAAUCUCUGCGUCUUUAAAGAAUCGUCAUGAAUCAAUGAUUUUUUUAAUUUUGUUACUUUUGUCUUCAUAUAGCUGAUUCACGGCUGGCUCGAGCCAUCGAAAAAAAGGGUCCAGACACGAUAAGAAAAGAGACAGUGACUGUUUGGUGGAGAGCGCAGACAGGCCACGUCUUUUUGCGUAUCAAGCUAGUCCUGAAUCGGUUAUAUUUCUCAGGACGUGAGAAAAGUUAUUGUCGAAUAAUAAAGGGUUUUGAGUCGUUCAAAGGAGCAUAGAAAGAGUUUUGAAAGGUUUCAAGAGCCACUUUUCUUUCAAAAUUCAUGCCAAGGACGAUUUUCUUCUUACUUAACUAUCCCGAAAUUUGCUUUAAAUCGAAUAAAAGAACUCCAAUUUGGGUUUCCUGUUCAUUUUCACCUUUGACUUUGCAGUUUCCGGAUGUCUUCCUGGCUAUGAAGCCGAAAGGGAUCGGCUCCGCGAGCAUCUUGGAAUCGAGUGGGUUCCGCAUGGUCUCGACGCGAAUAGUACGGUUUUUUUAUUCAUUCUUUGAUUUGAAUUCUCCAAAUAUCUUUUUUCUUCUUUUCUUUUUUCCUUUGUUUCCAGAAGUUUUCUCAUAAUUUUAACUCUCUAAUCAUCAUUUCAAACAUUUUCAUUCGUUUCAAAGCAAUUUUCGUGCGGAUUAUCCCUUUUUUGCAUAGAAAUGUGUUGUUUCAGCGGGAAUUUUUUCCCUCUAAUUUGCCAUCCUAUGAAGCUUGACGCAAAAAAAGGCGUUUCAAAACAAAUGGGUCGGAGAACGGGUAUUUUGCGCAAUCACAUCGCUUUUCUUGCGCCUCUUCCUCCCGAACAGGAAUUCAAAGACUUCUGGACUUUGAAAAUCUUUGGUUGUUCCGAGAAAAUGAAAAUCUAUGGUAUUUUUGAUUUUGAAAUUGAGAGAAAAAACGCAGGAAAUUCGGAGUUUUUGAUGAAAUGAAUAAAAAUUUAGAAGCUAGUUUUUUCGUACCUAAAUAUUCCAAUAUUACUUUUUUUUUAAAAAUGCAUAAAACCCUUUCUGGAUCGUCUAAAAAAGCAUGAACGGAUAUCAUGAAGGUCUCGAAGCGAAAAGCCGUUUUAUUAUCAUUUUGCUUCAUUUAAAAACCUCUAAACUUAACCCACCGUAGGAUUUUUUUUUUUGGCAAAUCAAAAAUUCACCACUAACUCCCUGGCAAGGGAUGUCAUUUCACUUUGCUUUUGGGAUAUUCCUGGAAAUUGGCUUGAACACUUCUUGAUGACCCAGAAGAAGAUUCUGAAAGCCUUCAACUUCCCAACUUUCUACUUCUCGAGAAAAGCCGCUCCAAGUUCAAAAAAUCGCUCAAAAUCCAUAAAAUGAGCUAUUUUGGGUGUUUGGAACCUUUUUUUGGAGAACUAGGAAGUUGUGCAGAUUGAGACUUUCAGCAUCCUCUUCUGGUACAUUAAGAAGUUUUCUGGCGAAUUUUCAGGAAGUUUCCAACCGUGAACUAAGAUGACCUUCCCUAUAGGUGAACGAGGAAAAUCGUUUUUUUUUUAUUUGAUAUUCAUUGCUCAUAUUACUGAUUAUUUCGAAAAAACGUCCAUUCUUUUCUAGGCUGGUCAGACAAGCCGGUCCGACACUCCUCGGAUUUGAACUGUGACUUCACGAAUCCGGAAAGAUGUCGCUGGAAAAACAUGGAGGAUCGUUAUCGAUCCGAUUCUGCGGUUGGAAUUUAUUCUAGUUGGACCUGAGAACUCCCCAAACUUGUUCAGGACUUUCAUCUUUUCGAGAAAAUCGACUUCACCGAGUUUCCAGCACUGCGAGUUGGGCCGGGACCGACCAAUGUUAAGCAAGGUUUUUAUUUUUGAUUUAUAGAUGGUUUUUUUGAGAGGGAAAAAAAUCUUUAGAAAAAUGAAGAUUAUUCAUUUUCCUGCAGGUAUCUAUUGGGCUAUAUAUUUUUCAAGUUAAAUCAAGAUUUUUUUGAUUAAAAAAAUUUCAUGAGCUUCAUUUUCCAUACAGAUAGGAACUCGUUAAAGGAAUUGGAGCCGUCUAGAAAAAUUAAGAUUGAAAUUUGAAAAAUAUUUUAUCUCAUCGUUUUUUUUUGUUAUCAAUCAAUUUUGAAUAUUUUACGGUUAUUUGGUACCCUUUCCUUUUUUUUCCUCUCUUACUUAAGCGCCGAAGGAUUUUUUUCAAAGCUUAAGGGGGGGGCAAAAAAACAAGAAAGAAAAAGUAUAUAUACAGUUAUUCAGCAUCGUUUUUCAUUUUUUUCCUCUAACUUGAGCGCCGAAGAACUUUUCAAAGCUUUUUAGUCUUCAUAGAAUAGGAGGGAGGGGGGCGAAAAAAAGGGAAAAAAAGGGGGAUGAAAAAAAGCAAGUAAGAAAAAGUAUUUAUACAGUUAUUUAGCACCCUUUUCAUUUUUUUUUUCCUCAAAUUUAACCGCUCAAAGAUUUUUCAAACCUUGAGCUGUUUUUUUUUCUUCUCCGAGCUGUAAUAUUUCAACCCGGAAUUCUAGGCGAUAAGAUGAUUUUCACGGGAGACAAGAAACGAGAAGAACAGCACACGAUUUAUUUCUCCUCCCCCAUCAAUUGCCAGAACUCGACCGGAAAUUUGACCUUUCACGUGAGCUUCUCAGUCCUUCCGAUAAUCUGAGGAAGAAGCUCAGAUACUGGGUCUACAACGGAGCCCGAGUCGAGGUGGUUCUUUUCGAGGACGACGGCCAAGGGGGCUUCAAAAUGGUCUUCGAUAAUCCGGCCGAGGAAAAGCCUUAUGUUGAUUGUGGUAAUUGAGAAAAUUGGUUACGUUCUCAAUUUUUAUGUGAUUCAAGGUACAAUUCACCUGAAUACGGAAUGCCAUGCAGAUAUCCCUCCGCGGGACAAGCCUUUCAGGUGGGCGAAGAUUGAGUUAUUUAUUCGUUUUGGAUUUAUUGAUUUAUUUCCGCUCUAAAAUAAAUACACAUGGUACAGAAUAGACAUGGAAUAAAAAAAUGUUAUUUCGAAAUAUCAAGUUUCGUUUUUCGGCCAAAUUUCUUUUGUCUGGAAAUUCAUGAAAUUUUAAAAUACGGCUUUAUGUUGGAGAAAGGUUUAUUUUUAGUUUAUUUUAGACAUUCAGUUUCAAAGUUUUGGCCUGGUAAAGUUGGGUAAAAAUAAAUAAAUCGAAAGGAUCUAUCAGAUUUAACCAAUUUUCUGAUUUUUUUUUCGACCGUGCUCAGAAAAAAUGAGAAAAUGUGUUACUGAAAAAGGUGUGAAGAUAAUUUAAUAAAAAGAUAAAUUCAUAUCAUUCGAAAGGACCAAAAUGCUUUUUCUCGAAAAAGAAAAUCAUGUCAAAUCAUUGCAAAAAAUCUAUCGAUGUAAAACUUUUCAAAAGGCAAAAUUGCAAUUUUUAUUGCGUGCUGAACUGUUCACUUGAAAAUUUUCAAUGAUUUCUAGUUUUUAAGGAAAAAAAAAGUUCAAAAUGGACGGGACAAAAGUUUGAAUUGCCGCCGAACUUGGUGGCCGGAGAAUAAAAUCGCUUUUUUCAUCAAAAGUACUCAUAUCUGUGAUUCCUUCAUUCGAUACGCAACAAGAAGACUAUAAGAUACUUAUUUCAUCUCAAAAUCCGUUUCUUCACUCUCUUCUAUCUUCAUCCAAUCAAAAUUCGCAGAAUCGGCAUUCGCGCCUACGAAAUGUCGAAUCCAGACGGCUCGUUCGUCCUCAUCGACAACAUUUUGUACAGCGCCAGCCUGUGCAAAGUCGGAAGUGAGCAGAAGACGUCGUUCUUCUGAAAUAAAAGAGUGUUCAGUCGACGUCGGCGACGACUUCCAGACGACGGGCCUGCAGACGGGCGCCACGGGUCAGCCCAUCCGAACGGCUUCUGAUUUGGACUGCCAGGAGUUCGACGACAGCUGUCGCUGGAGAUCCGGCGGUGGAGAUGUUGCCACUGUCAGAUUUAUCUUUUUUUUUCUAUCUUUUUGAAGAAAAAUUUACCAAAAUGCGGAGCAACAUGUACUGGAAAAAAUAUAGUUGUCACUUAAGAGAUUUCUCAGGGAAUACUUGGAGAGGACACUAAAAAUACCACUAUACCAACUAUAGAAGCUAUUAUUUUUUGUCUCAGUGGCCAAUAAAAGUGGUCUAGUGGUACCACGUAGACUUCUAAAGAAGCUUAUAAAUUUUAAUCACUCAAGUGGCCAUAAGCCGACUACUAUAGGGCCCACUAAUACGUCAAAACCCUAAAGGGACCACUAAACAUUUUUCAUAGCAAGCGAGAACUCUCUUCGAAGAUGUGUAGUAGUAGUGACUCCUGCGUAAAAAUUUUAGUUUUCGAGAUAUUCUUCUUCAAAUUUCGCCUUUAACACAGAAUUUAAGUCCAAACCUUCAAGCAACAAAGUUUUGAAAAGUAUUAAGCCUAACUCUAAAGUGACCAUCUUUGUAAGAGAAAAUUCUGAGAAUUCGAUUUUUCAAAGCUGUUUCCUUUUUUCAUCGACUAGGCUUUUGAAGAUGUGGCGAAGGUCUGCCUCGGUUCUACCGGAAGAAUCGCUUCUGAACGCGACGGGGACGGCGAUGAGACCCCAGGGAGGCUACGCCAGCGUUUAUAUCGAGCAGGACACGAAGGUAAGAAUCCAAAGAAGACGUCAAAAUAUGCCGAUGUUCAGAAAUCGAUCGACGUUCUCCGAUCGGACCCGAUCAGCUGCCAGAGCCGCACCGAGAACACUCUGACGUUCAGGUAUCAAGAAAAAAAGGACUGGACAAAAAAACCGUAAGAGGCGCUCAAAAUGUGCUCUAUGGAUAAUCUGAAACUCUGAUUUUUCGGAUUUUUUACAAAAGCUUCAUGUUUUCUCUCAUUUUUUCGCCGUGUUUUUUAACCUUUAUCAAUUUGGAAUUAUAGCAAAAAUUUCAUGAAAAUCGAGUUUUCUUGCACGAAUUCAUUAAUCAGAGCCUCACAGAGAACUUUCUGAUAAUCAGGUAUCAAAAAAAAACUUGAAAAAAGAGCCACGAUAAAAGCUGAAAGUGUGCUCCAAGGGGGCGCUAAAAGUGUGCUCCAAUGAUAAUCAUCAAUUCGAAUUUCGUUUUCACACUUUCCUCUCAAUUUUUUUCAAUCUAUCCGCGCAUGCUACCUGAUUCGGAGUUUGAGAAAAAAAAACCGAAAUUCUCAUAAAAAUCGAAUUUUUUUUUCUCCAAAUCCAUUAAUCAGUGCCACACAGAGAACAUUUUAACAUUCAGGUAUCAAAAAAAACUUGAAAAAAGAGCCGCAAUAGACGAUGAAAGUAUGCUCCAUGGACAAUCCAAAAAAAAAAACUUCUUUCACUUUUCAUUAGCUUUACCUUUCAAACUAUCCGAGCAAACUACCAAAGCGAGAAAAAAGCGAAAUUUUCAUGAAAAUCUGCUUCAAAUUUGCGAUGGAAUGGUUUGAGGCAAGCUAUUCAGUCAUAUACUCAAAGCGCUUCUGUUGACUUGAAAUCCUUCAUAAAAGCCUUCCAGAUUCUGGAAGUUUGGAGAAAUCGAACUGGAGGCCUGCGCCGUCGACAUGAUGCUCAACGACAUCGAGUGCUCGCCGAUCCCUCAAGCGGCCUCUCCGGCGACCGUCUCCGCCUCUUUCCGCAAGGCCGCCAACAACUUCAUGGUAGAGUUCGAGUGCAUGGAAAACAAAAAGAUUUUUUUUUCAGAAUAUAGAGAGAAAAUGAACUUAGGACUGGCAAAAUGAGAAAAAUCAAUGAAUAUCUCAACUUUAGACUUUAGAGAUCGUGGUAAACCUUACCAGGAAAUGGUCGCAGUGGGACUUCUGAAUGAGAACAGAUUUUCUAGAUGUAGUUUUUCACGCUGAUUCCAAUUCCGGUCUCAAAAGUUGCCACCGAGGUCUGUGAAAAAAGUUAUGGACCCUCAAAAGUCGAAAAUCUCAUGGUCUUCGAUCGAGCUUAUUUUUGGAGGGUAUGUAGAUUCUGUCCCUUUGACUUUUUCCAAAAAAAUGGUUAGAGAAUCCAUCAAACACGUCUCGAAUUCCCAUGAAAUGAAAAAUUUGGCUUCUAGCUGACCAUUAGAGUCUCGAAGUACAACGGCGACUUCGACAACAUGCUGAUCAUCGACGACAUUAUCUACCGAGCAACCUUGUGCUCGGACGCCCUCUCAGUCUUCGACGUCGGCGAGCAUUUUGUCUCGACCCCAAUGCUCAGUCUCCUCCUCAACCGCAACGUCAACACGGCCAAAGUACAGUAGCCCCUUGUCCUACACCGAAAACCUUCGUCUCAGGACCUGUCCUGCGACUUUUCCAAGAGAGCUUCCUCCUGCAUGUGGGGCGUUCUGAACGACGACGAAGAUGAGCACGAGAUCGCCGCGACUUCUUGGACCGUCGGCCAUGGACCGCUCAAUUCGGAGAAGCUUUAUUCCCUCACCGGACUUACGAUUGUCCCAGGUUACUGGAAGUUUUGAUUUUGUUCGAAGAAAUUGCGAGACGGAGCUUUUGAUGCUUCAAGCAAUCAGAGUUAGAAAGUUGAAGUUUGCUGGUUUCAAAAGAAUAUGAAAAUUAGAAUGAAUUGUUCCUUUGAGGCCAGUUUUUAAACGAAAUUUUCAUUCCCAGGCAUGAAAAUCAUGUUUUUCGCUUUAUUUUUGUAUGAAAAAAGCUCUCGGCUGUACAUGGGAGUUCCAGAGUGGGCAUUAGAGGGGUGAGGGGAAAAAGAGCCCCUAUAUGGGUCGCAAAGGGAUCCCUAUAGGGGUUUAAGGUCUGACCACUUAGCCCCUAAAGCUCAAGUGGACCCUAAAGGGGUGUCUCCAUUUGAUUAAAAAACGCUUAUUCAUUCAGUUUUUUCUCAUGGAAAUGCAUCUUUGCUUAGAGUUCAUAACAGUUAUCGACUAGCAUGUCUCCUAAAGGGACCACUUUUGCAAGCCUUAGUGGCCCCUAUAGGGGUUGGUAAAGUGGUCCCUAAGGUUACCCCUAUAGGGAUCACCUUGGAGUUCCUGAAAAAUCAAAAAUUUCGCUUCUUGUAGGAAGCUCUGCAGAAACGAUUCAUUUUUCUCACAAAUUUCCUUCGUUCAGACGGAGAAUUCGGAGUCGCCAAGUUUGAGACGGGCGGAACGGCGAUUCUUCUCUCAGAAGUUGUAAAAUGCGCUUUGGACAACGUCAGCGUCACUUUCAAGCUGUGGACGACUGGAAGCGCUUCUCUUAAGGUUUGGCUGAUUUUUCGCGACUUUUGCAUUUGAGUCGUGUUAUGACCGCCCUUUGAAAGGUAUCUCACAUACUUUGAAGCACUAUAGUCCGUUUUUCACGUCUUCUCUGCGCCCUCCUCGUCUCUCGGCGACCCUCUCAUGUUGACGUGCUAUUUCCAAGUUUCUCUGUCUUCGUCGGUGAGGGAACAGAGAGACGCCGACUCGCGAAAACUGUCACGGACUACAAAAAUCGGCUCCAAAACAAAAGUCGAACUUUUUUCUCCGGUUUUAUCAAUUUGCUUCAAAGAGAUCAACUUUUCAAGGUCUAUUUUUAUCUUUCUUGUCAGGUUUGCCUCGUGGAAGAGUCGUCUCCGUCGCUUCUCGACUGCCAACCCGCGACUUCUGGAACCGUCCAGGUCGACCUCCCCCAGAUCAAACGUCCCUUCCGGAUCGCAUUCCAUUCCGAAGCUCCUGACCAGGGCAUGGUCAUUGUCGAUGACGUCGUCGUUCAAGUCUGCCUCUCAGAAAUUCAAAAAUCAGAGAAUGGUUUCAGGGAAACGUGUGUCCUCCAACUCCGGCUCGACAGUACUCAUCCAAGUCCUUCCGGCCGAACUCGGAAAUCCCCGAUCCGAAUGUCUGCCGUCUUUUGUCCUGUGAUUUCCAUUCUGGCCACGCUUGUCUUUAUGAAGCUAGCCAAGUGGCCCAUUCGGCUUAUCACUCGGUGAGAAAUCAAUAUUCUCAAUUUUUUGAUUUCAAGGAGAUUUCAGGUGUCGCGAAACAAGGUGCAGGCAUUCUUGACCCGAAGCAAAACGGUCUUCAUUUUGGAAUCGCCGCAGUUCCAUCUCAACACCGUCGCCCGACUUCAUUUCACCUACGAACUCCAGGUUUUCUGAGUAUCCCGUGAUGGUUUUUGACGUUUUCCUAUCAGGGCGACGUCGCCUUGUUCAUCUGCAAUGACAGCGGCACGAAAGAGCUGGAAAGUUGCUUCAAAGUCGACGGCAAGUCCGGAGAUGACUACAUCGAGCUUCUCGCUAGUGAUACCAAGGUAUUGAGGAUUGGCUUUUUUUUACACACAUCUCACGAAAUUUGGAUAUGACAUUGUUAUUCAAAAACCUUUUCAGGAACUCCAAAGUGGUCCCUAUAGGGGUGACUUUUGUUGCCCUUGAAAAUCCCCCUCUAGUGAUAACUUCAUCUCCCCCCAUAGGGACCAUUAAAGCUUGCAAAAGUGGCCCCUAUAGGGGACACGGCUAGUCGUUUAUUUGUAAGAACUCUAUGACGCAUAGCCAUGCGAAAAAAGCUUGUCUUUUUAUAUUUCACUUCUGACCAGAAAAUCAAAAGAACCCUAUAGGGACCACCUAAGCGACCAGCUAAAUUCUACCCCAAAGCUUUACUUUUUCCCCUGUCAGGACCGUUUUUCCUCCUAACUCCUAUAGGGACCACUCUGCUGCUCCUUAAUCCGGAUUUUCAAAUUUUCAGGUCUACUUGAUCGCCAGACUCACUGAAAUGGGACAUUCUGGAAGCCUGAGCGUGAGCCGGAUCCAGCUCACCGACACGAAUGACACUCCCGUCUGCUGA